Molecule: messenger RNA, 846 nt
Organism: Schistosoma turkestanicum
Lineage: Eukaryota; Metazoa; Platyhelminthes; Trematoda; Strigeidida; Schistosomatidae
Source: the annotation of a GenBank genome assembly
CAAUCAGCAAGGAUUUGAACACUCGCUGACGGAUGUUAUGUUUAUAAUUGCUACUGUGAUGUUUGUAAAAAUCAACCAGUAAGACUAUUAAAAGGGUUCUGGCGCAACUUUCAACUGGCAGCCGUUCAACUAUUUGAAGAAUGUUCUAAAGCUUCUGCAUUUUUGUCAUGUUAAGAAUAUGCAAUUGGUUGACAAAAUGCAACUUAUCACCAUACCAUUGCACACUAAGACUUUCUUCCAAAUAUCAGUUUUUUAAUGAAUCUGACCUGUAUGAAAUGUUCGUUCUUGGUACUGGACCGGGUGGCCAGUCAAUUAAUACAACUGCCAAUUGUGUUGUCUUAAAACACAUUCCUACAGGUAUCGUGGUGAAGUGUCAGGAUAGUAGAGAGCUGGAAAGAAAUCGUGUAUUGGCUCGUCGAAGAUUAGAUGAUAAAUUAGAUGUACACUUUAAUGGAGAAAAUAGUCAAGUCCAACAAAUUCGUCUUCAAGAAAAAUCUAAGGAACAUCAGCUUUAUUUACGGUCUAAAAAACGUCUAGCUGCAAAACAAGCGUUUAAAGAACUUGUGGGUUUAACAAAAAACAGAUCGUCAAAUCAGAAUGAUGUGAAUAUCAGUGUGAAAGAUGAUACUUAAUUAUGUUAACGACUGCUUAGAUUCAUCGCCAAUCAUAAUUCACCAUGUUGAUGUUAUUUUACAAUGUGAACUGAUACAUGUGUGUUAAGUUCUAAUUUUCCUGUGACUGACUCUACAGAUUUCCAAAUAAUAAAUUUAUGCGAUUAACUUAUCUUUUGUACAGUAGACCUUUACUUUUCAUUGUUGUCAUUAAUAAAUAUUGUUUGUUAGGAUA